GCACAAAAAAUGGCACACUCUUUAAGGGGAAGAAAAAAAUAAUCCUUUCUGGGCUUCCAUUAUCACUCAAGCCAAAAACACCUCUAAUCUUGCUGCAUACAGUAUAUAUUACCUGUCCCAAACACCCUAGAGAGAGAGAGAGAGAGAGAGAGUAGAGAGAGAGAUGUUGGAAGGGAAAGCAGUGAUUGAAGAUACAGACAUGCCAAUGAAGAUGCAGAUUGAAGCCAUGGCAUGUGCUUCUCAAGCUCUGGAUCUUUAUGAUGAUGUUCUUGACUGCAAAUCCAUUGCUGCUCACAUCAAGAAGGAGUUUGACAAGGAAUAUGGGAGUGGUUGGCAAUGUGUGGUGGGGUCACACUUCAGUUGUUUCUUCACUCACAGUAAAGGAACUUUCAUCUAUUUCACCUUGGAGACUCUCAACUUCCUCAUCUUCAAGGGGUCAUCUUCUCCCCAGAGCUCUCCUUCAUGAUGCAGCCAAGCCAUCCAAUGCAUAGUUGAAGGGAGGAUGAAAAUCAGCAUGGGAGUAAAAGUCCUAUAGUCAGUAACCAUCAAACCUAUGUACCUUUCCUUUUUCUACAUAUGAAAGCUAUAUGCAUCUGAGUUCAAAGUAAAAUGCAAAACACUAGACAGUUAUCUUUCCAGUGAAACUUAUUCGUUACAUGCUGAUCAGUAGACAUGGUUCUGGUAGGGAA
Messenger RNA from Cuscuta campestris, 689 nucleotides. The record is from the annotation of a GenBank genome assembly. NCBI's taxonomy places the organism in Eukaryota, Viridiplantae, Streptophyta, Magnoliopsida, Solanales, Convolvulaceae.